Grammomys surdaster is the source of this 829-nucleotide messenger RNA. It is a transcript of the gene Ttc9b, whose product is annotated as tetratricopeptide repeat domain 9B. Bases 11 to 730 code for a protein of 239 amino acids. The record is from RefSeq and is a predicted model, not a curated record. The transcript has 3 exons. Gene Ontology annotation, molecular function: protein binding. Lineage: Eukaryota; Metazoa; Chordata; Mammalia; Rodentia; Muridae.
GUUUCCCACAAUGCAGCGCGGCGCGCUGUCCCCGGUGCUGAUGCUCAGCGCUGCCCCGGAGCCUCCACCUCGCCCGCCUCCCGCCCUUUCCCCGCCGGGCCCGGGCUCAGCGCCUCGCCAUGGCUCUGCUCGGUCGGGUCCUGCCCCAGAGCCGUCUGGGGGCCUGGCCGCGGCGCUCGACAGCAGCCUGCGGGCUGCCGUGGCGUUCAAGGCGGAGGGUCAACGUUGCUACCGAGAGAAGAAGUUCCGAGAAGCCAUUGGCAAGUACCACCGGGCACUGCUGCAGCUGAAGGCGGCUCAGGGGGCCCGCCCUGGCGGUCUGCCCGCCCCCUCCCCCGGUCCCACCACCAGCCCGGGGCCCGCCCGCCUCAGCGAGGAGCAGCGUCGCCUGGUGGAGAACACAGAGGUUGAAUGUUACGAUUCCCUCACUGCUUGCCUCCUGCAGUCGGAGCUGGUGAACUAUGAACGCGUCCGUGAGUACUGUCUCAAGGUGCUGGAGAAACAGCAGGGCAACUUCAAGGCCACCUAUCGUGCCGGCAUUGCCUUCUACCACCUGGGUGAUUAUGCGCGUGCGCUGCGCUACCUACAGGAAGCCCGCAGCCGAGAGCCCACAGACACCAAUGUUCUUCGCUACAUUCAGCUGACUCAGCUGAAGAUGAACCGGUGCAGCCUCCAGAGGGAAGACAGUGACGGUGGCACUGGAGGCCCAGCUCGGAAUGUCAUGGGCUGAGGCCAAGGGGCAGCCUCUACCCUAUUCCCUCCAACCUCACCGGGGAACUUCCCCGACUCGUGUGACUCCUGUUUACUGGUAAAGCACCUGCCACCGGUG